This is a messenger RNA of Eucalyptus grandis, 597 nucleotides long. Its product is annotated as peroxidase 19-like. Gene Ontology annotation, biological process: response to oxidative stress. The record is from RefSeq and is a predicted model, not a curated record. Bases 214 to 597 code for a protein of 127 amino acids. NCBI's taxonomy places the organism in Eukaryota, Viridiplantae, Streptophyta, Magnoliopsida, Myrtales, Myrtaceae. The transcript has 2 exons. Gene Ontology annotation, molecular function: peroxidase activity; heme binding.
AACAAACCUUCACACUCCACCUUUGUCAACAACUUCAAUGUCCUUCCGACACUUUUCUCACUGAUUUGUCCUCAAGCUGCGCUCGGCAACAAACAUGCCCCAUCUCACUUCUCAUUCUUCCCUCUAACUUGCUCAUCGACCCUUUUCAUCGCCCUCAUCCUCUUAUGCAGCCAGCCGAACCGAUCCACCGCAGCUGCUGCCGCCGCCAAUGCCAUGGGCCGCCACCGCCAAAUGUCGUUCGACUACUACACCGAGUCGUGCUCCCAGGUCGAGCAACUCAUCGGGUCGGUCACGAGCCAGCAGUUCAAGGAAGCGCCGGUCUCUGGGCCGGCCACCAUCCGGCUCUUCUUCCAUGACUGCUUCGUUGAGGGAUGCGACGGGUCGAUAUUGAUAUCGAGCAAGCCCGGAAGCAAGGAACUGGCCGAGAAGGACGCGAUUGACAACAAAGAUUUGAGGGCGGAGGGAUUCGAGACAAUCGCGAAAGCCAAGUCCUUGGUGGAAAAUAAAUGCCCCGGCGUCGUUUCUUGUGCUGACAUUCUUGCCAUCGCUGCCAGAGACUUUGUCCACCUGGUACUUCCAUCAACCUCUCGUCCUUAG